Molecule: messenger RNA, 2749 nt
Organism: Pygocentrus nattereri (red-bellied piranha)
Lineage: Eukaryota; Metazoa; Chordata; Actinopteri; Characiformes; Serrasalmidae
Gene: slc25a51b
Product: solute carrier family 25 member 51b
Exons: 2
Coding region: 339-1277 (312 amino acids)
Source: RefSeq, a predicted model, not a curated record
UGCACUAUCAAAGAAUUGAUUUGGACUAUUUGGAAUGCACGUAUGGAGCUGAAGUGAGAGCAUUUCUUGCAAGUCACGACUCGCCUGUGGCCCGAACAGGCUGCACUGCCUGCUGGAGUCUCAGCCAAUGUCAGCGCUGCUAGGCUAACGUUAGUUAGCCACUGCCAUGAAGAACGGCGUGCUGUUGGCGCCUGUAUUGUUGUUGUAAAGCUGAGGACACAAAAGGGAGCCUGUAGUAAUUUAGCUAACCUAGACGAGUAUAGGUUAAAAUACAGUUGAAGGACAUUCAUAUGGAUGUGGAAUUCCACUGCACCAGCAAACUGCAUGCCUGAUUUCCCAUGGGUGUGGUCACCACCAUGGACCCCGAAUCAGCCCGGCAACCCCAGGUCCCGCCGCAAGGCAAGUUGAGUAGCAGCGGGCCUGUCUUUGUGGCUGGUCGAGGGACAGGGCUUAGGCCUCGAGGUAAACAUUACGUAUGUGGCUCUGUGGCUGCCUUCACUAACAUCAUCAUCACGUUCCCCAUUCAGAAGGUGCUCUUCCGGCAGCAGCUGCAUGGCUUGCGGGCUACAGAGGCUGUGCAGCAGCUUCAGCGUGAGGGCUUGCGCCACUUGUAUCGCGGCCUCCUGCCGCCGCUGUUGCAGAAGACCACCACAGUGGCCAUCAUGUUUGGCCUUUAUGAGGACUUCUCCCGUCUGCUCCUGCAGCAUGCCCGUGGCAGUGGGGCACCUGAGCUGCUGACCCGCAGCAUGGCAGCUGCUCUGGCUGGCACGGCUGAGGCCGCUUUGACACCGUUCGAGAGGGUGCAGACACUACUGCAGGACCACCGUCACAAUGGGCGCUUCCAAAACACAGCCCACGCCUUCCGGACUCUGCUCCGCGACUAUGGAGUGAAAGAAUGUUACCGUGGUCUUGUACCUGUGCUGCUGCGCAAUGGACCCAGCAACGUGCUCUUCUUUGGUCUGCGUGGGCCCAUUAAGCAGCGUCUGCCCGAUGCCCACACCAAGACGGGGCACCUCCUCAACGACUUUGUGUGUGGUGGGCUACUGGGAGCAGCACUGGGCAUCAUGUUUUACCCGCUGAACGUGGUGAAGUCGCGAGCACAGGCGCAGGUGGGUGGUGAGUUUGUGCCCUGUUUGCGGGUUCUGGGCACCGUGUGGAGGGAAAGAGGUGGGAGUGUGGCCUUGUUGUUCCGUGGAGCCACGCUCAACUACCAUCGCUCACUGCUCUCAUGGGGCAUCAUCAACGCCACUUACGAACUCCUGCUCAAAGUCGUCUGAGGAGGGAUGGAGGGUUGGGUACACUUGAGGAUGUUUGCCAUCUGAGCGGGUAUUUCACAAAGCAGGAUUUCUCAGUUUGCUACUUGAGCCCAAAGUCUAAUGGAAGUUCUUAAUUGUUGGUCCUUAUUUUGGACUUAAGCUAUCCAACUUUACUGAAAGAACCAGCUUUGUGCAAUAUCCUCUAUUUAUAUAAAUAUCUGUAUUUGUCAGUAAGAUGGAUAAAUAAACCAAAACUGAAGGUUGUCCCGUAGGAAUCUCCUUGUAUUGGACAGGCUUGAUAUUUGGGCUUUACAUGUCUGGUUAACUGAGAAAUCCUGCUUUCUGGAAUACCCCCUCAGCCUGAGUUGAGAAUCUUGUAUUCUUUACUACAGCACAGUUUGUUUGACAUCUAGGACACUGCCAUUUCCUUUUGUAUUCAUGAACAGGUUGAACUGCACUUCAUAAAAGAUCAUAAAAGAACUGUUAAUGUUGUGUUGCCUGAAUGUUCCAUUCAUACUUGGCGAAAAAUGUGCUGCAAACCUGAAUUUAACCCUUUUUUAUAUCCUUACCGCUAUAAAUGAGUAUUGAGACGUGGUCUGUAUAUCCCCAAGAUGGGGAUUAAGGAUUAAAAUGUUACAAGGCUGAAAACAGUUUUUGAAUUUCUGGAGAGGAAGUCCAUUUUCUCUUGUUAAUUGUAUCAAUCCUUAAUAAAACGCACAGAUCGGUGCCUGGACCAUACUAGACAGUUAUUCAGUCCAUUCUGUUGGUCUCUGCUCGUUUUGACAUUGUGAAAAGGAAAAAAAAAACAUUUUAUUCCAAUUUGAUGAAUUAUGGAGAAACACAAACGUGGCUGGGAUGCUCAUUAAGCCGUACAAGAGAAUGUGGAUGGCUAUAUUCUCCUUAAGGAGGCAAGGACAGGUGUCCACUUUUCUUUUUGGUAUGCCACCAUAACAGCCAAUCAGGCAUCUGUGAGGUCACAUGACACUUGGGAGCCUGAUGUUUUUCCUAGAGCACUUAGGUGGCAUGACCAGUAGUUAAGAAUGAUUCAUCCCACCCUGAUUGGACUGACAGGGCAGUAGGAGAAAGUCUUUAUACAGUGAGACUUGGCUAUGAUAUGAUCCUAUGAGAUAGGAAUUAAUAUCUACUUGUGAAUGGAAAGUGAAAUCUUAAGUCUGACAACUGGGGGAAAAUAAGCCCGUUUUCUGCAGAGGUGUAUGGAAGUGAUGCAGGUUACAUUGUGUGACGAGCAGACACUAAGUAAUUUGGAACUUGCAAAUGAAAUGUGAAAAAUUGUACUUAUUGUGCCUUUAGUAUACAUUGUGGUGUAACAGAUUAUGGCACACUAAAGGACCAUCAGAUGAAAAAGCCUCUUAUGUCAUUGCUUGUCAAUUGGAUAAAGUCCAAGGAAAAAAACUUUCUUGUAUGUGUGUUGUGAUGAUUCAAAACUUCCCUGUUAUUGUAAGUGAAAAGUAAACAAUGAACAAUUACACUGA